ACCCCAUACCAUUCACAAGAAGUCGUAGAAGUUGAAACAAACCCUAGAGCAGAUGGGUACGCUGGAGAAACGUGUUGUGAGCGCUGCUGAUUUCGAGGAUCCAGAGCAAAAGAAAUUGAAAAUAGAUGACGGUAGCUCUAGCCCCAAGCAAAACAAAUCUGAUUCAUCAGACUAUGAUUCCGAUGCCGAAUAUGUUCGGUUUCACAAUCAGUUAGCUGAGAGUGAUGGCUUUGAUGUGGAUGCCAAGCUGCCUGAAGACGUAAUGUCUCUCUUUGGUGUUGUUGACAUGAACAAAAUGUCAGCUAAACGGCGUCAGGAAUGUGAUGAACUUGCGAGGGAGGCCAUCAAGUUCCAUAACCUUUACAAAAAGCCAGAGAUUUGCAAUCUGGAUCUGGAGUUUGUGAAGCUUUUGAAGCUUAACUCACAGUUUCGAAUUUCUCCUCGUGGUGAGUUGUUUUUCCUUACCUUUGAAGCCAAGGAUGCCAAAGAUGGUUCAAUUCAAUGCUAUCAGGCCAAGGUUUUUACUCGUUACACCAAGGACAGCGGCGUGAUCCCUGAGGUUCAAAUGAUUAGGAAGAAGGGCGAUAGUUAUUAUAUUGGCAAAGAUCCUAAGCGAGGUGGACCCUGUGAUAAUUGCGAAGGAGGGGAGCCAUGCGGCGGCUGUUGAUUGAGCUUUAUGUUGAUUUAAGUUAUAGGCAAGAAAGCAAGGUAGGUUAGCCAUUCUCAAAACUAAUAAUUGCUUUGAUGUACAGCUACAGCAGCCUACCAUUUUAUACUAGUAUUUGCAAGCUAGAUUUGUAUUGUAAAUUUUGUUUGCUGGCAAUUCUUGUUUGCAAACAUCUCUCUCUGUUUGGAAUCGUUAUUUUCUCAAUCACUUCUCUGAAUUUUACCUCGUGCUAAUCUUCUUGACUUUCCAUAUAUUGUAUAUUCUUUUCCACAAUUGAUAGGUUAAAAUGUAGAACAGUUUUUCUCUCUUAUGAUUGAAAGGGUUCUUUCUGUUGAAGCACACAAAAAUCAGGAUUAUGUGCUAGCUACUAUAGAAAACAGUUUAGGUCCAACUGUUUGCAUGAGAUGCAUCUUAAAGACUGAAGUUCUCAGUUCCCACCUGAUGACAAGUGAAUUGGGGAUCAAAUGGGAGUUAUAUAAAGUUUUUCCAUUUGG
Messenger RNA from Rubroshorea leprosula, 1161 nucleotides. Lineage: Eukaryota; Viridiplantae; Streptophyta; Magnoliopsida; Malvales; Dipterocarpaceae. The record is from the annotation of a GenBank genome assembly.